GUUUUUCUAAACUUAAGGGAGGUCGCAGCAAAUUCCCUUUCAUGCGUAAGCAUAACCUUUUCCCUUUUGGUAUUCGAAGUUUCUCGUUAUUACAAUUAUAUGUCUCUAGCUUAUUAGCCGCCGUUCCCAUCUCGGCGGUCGUGAUUCUUUUACCUCGGGGUCAAAAUUCCUCAUUCAAAUUCGUCUUUUGGGAAAUUAGGGUUCUUCUGUCCAAUUCGAUUCGAAAUCCCUGUGAAGCUCCUUGCUUUGGUCGGCUCGUGAAAAUCGAUUGCGCUUUUCUUGGAAAUUAGCAAUGGGGAAGAAUGAGUUCUUGACGCCAAAGGCAAUCGCGAACAGAAUCAAGGCCAAGGGAUUGCAGAAGCUCCGGUGGUACUGUCAGAUGUGCCAGAAGCAGUGCCGGGACGAGAAUGGCUUCAAAUGUCAUUGUAUGAGCGAAUCCCACCAGCGCCAAAUGGAAGUCUUUGGGCAAAACCCUCACCGGAUAGUCGAGGGUUACUCGGAGGAAUUUGAAUCGGCCUUCCUUGAGCACAUGAAGCGGAGCCACCGUUCCAGUCGUGUCGCCGCCACCGUGGUUUACAACGAGUAUAUUAAUGACCGGCAUCACGUCCAUAUGAAUUCGACUCAGUGGGCCACUUUGACGGAGUUUGUCAAGUAUUUAGGGCGGACUGGAAAGUGUAAAGUUGAUGAGACUCCGAAAGGUUGGUUUAUUACCUACAUUGAUCGUGAAUCCGAGACGCUGUUUAAGGAGAAAAUGAAGAAUAAAAGGAUUAGAUCCGAUUUAGCGGAUGAGGAAAGGCAGGAGAGGGAGAUUAAGAAGCAGAUUGAGCGCGCUGAGCAGUUCAUGCCUGCUAUUAGUAACGAGGAUGAGGCGCUUCAGGAGAAAAAGUUGUUUGAGAAGUCGGAGAAUGAGAAAAUUAAACUGAGUUUGGGAACCUCGUCUCUGGCGAAGACUAGCAAUUCUAAGGAUAGGCCGCCCGAGAGCUCGAGAGCUGUUGUGUUUAAGGAUGAUGAUGAGGAUAAAAGUGAGGGAAUAAAGGGCAAUGGGAAGAGCAGUCUUGGGAAGUCAGCAUUAGCUGAAUUGAUGAAGGAAGAGGAGAGGGCGAAGGAACGAAGUAAUAGGAAGGACUAUUGGUUGUGUGAGGGAAUCAUUGUGAAGGUUAUGAGUAAGCCAUUGGCGGAAAAGGGUUAUUAUAAGCAGAAGGGUGUCGUGAGGAAGGUUAUUGAUAAGUAUGUUGGGGAGAUUGAGAUGCUUGAAAGUAAACAUGUGUUAAGGGUUGAUCAAGAAGAGCUGGAGACUGUGAUUCCUCAAAUUGGAGGAGUUGUGAGAAUAGUAAAUGGAGCCUACCGCGGAUCAAAUGCCAGGUUGCUUGCGAUCGAUACUGAGAAAUUCUGCGCCAAGGUGCAGAUUGAGAAGGGCAUAUAUGAUGGUCGGGUUUUGAAGGCAAUUGAAUAUGAAGAUAUUUGUAAGCUGGCUUGACGAAUUCAUUGAUCAGGAUAUCUUAAACAUCACUUUAAAAGUUUGGUUACUCAUUGACUGGAGUUUGAAGAUGGAAUCAUUUUUUCUUUUCCUCGUGUCCAAGGAUUUUAGACUGGUUGAAGCUCUAGGAAAUGCUAAGAUUCUUUUGGAGAAUAAAGCCUUAAAGAUGGUGGAGAACAAAGUUGCUGCAGGUCCAAUGAUGUCAAAUUGCAUGAUGAAGCAAAUUUUAGAUACAUAUAGAGAAAGAGAGGCAUUAAGUUCGAGCAAGAAAAGCCAGUGGAAGUUGUAUCUGGUUCAAUAGUAGCAUCAUGGAAGAUGUAGCCAUCAAGGAAACAAGAAUAUGCUCCGGGGAUGGAUUAGUCCUGAAGUUAAUGCCUCCAGAAUUUGUCAGAAUAUCCUGUAGUCAAAAGAAGCAUCAAGCUUCCUUCUUGAAAAGCUCAGUAAAGAAGAUAGGCAGCCAGAUUCUUGAUAAGAAUUUUGCUUAGCCCAUAGAUCAAACGGGUGAGUUCCUUCCCAAGGCUGACAAGUUUCCUUAGAGAACACUAGAAUUUGCACCAAUCAGACUACAGGGUGGAAGCUUUGCUUACAAAAUAGGGAACGGAAGGUUUGAACUUGUUGAUGUCUCUGAUAUGACAUAUUAUGUGGAGAUUCAGACUACAGGGUGGAAAGCUUUGCUUAGGGUUGACGGAAAGUUUGAAGCUGUUGAUGUCUUGGAAUAACAUGACGAUUCAUGUGGAGAGUCCUAUAUGUUCCUGAACCUGAAUCAAAUGGAAUCGUCGUCUUUCAGGAAGAAUUGCUUUUCCAGUUUCUAUCAGUUGUGGGCAUAAUUGAUGUUUAAGGGCAUGUUAGAGAAAGCAUCACUUACUUUGAGACUGAUUGAGAUGAUGAAGUUGAGAUUGAUUUGGGCAAUGGGAGGCUUACCGGAUGUAGCAAUUAACGUGGAUAGUAGAGAUGAAAGUUGAAACAAUCUGUGUAUUCCCUCAUUAACUAGGUUCCUGAGAAGGGUAAGCUGAGUGACUCUUUUGCUGGAGAAAGAGAGUUCCUCAUGGGAGUCGUUGUUAGAUGUAGCACUUACCCAGACAAUCACAUGCAAUGUAAAGUAGUAUAAAAUAGGUCGAGGUUAUCAUCACGUUACCAAAAGGUGCUGUUGUCGAAGAAGGAACUGUGUAUUUUGCCAGGAAAGACCAGGAAGGCACUGAUUAAAAUUUGCUACCACCACCUGAAAAAUUUUAUUUUCAGAUUAGAAUCUUUUGAACUCUAUCCGUCCAAUUCAUUGAGAACCAUGUAACUGCCACUCCUGAAAACAAUCUACCCAUUUUGUCAAUUUCCUGUUCAUAAGGAGUCGAGCGAUCCUGUUACAAGGAUAAAUUUUGAUAUAUGGCAAGAUUUGUGGUUUAUGAUCUUACAAAGUUCAAAAGAUCUGCCUAAUGGGAAGACAUGAGAUAACAUGAAAACCCCGCAAUUAUCUCUACUCCAACUUAAUAGAUAAGAAAAUGUGGCAGACGAAAUACAAAGCCGAAAGGAAACCUAAAGUUCCGAGCAUAAGAAAGAAUCCGUAGCAGAUGCAAGCCAUGUAGCCCAGGAAGAAUGAAGUUUGGAUGAAGCUAAACAUCUCAGAUUGACAGUAGAACAAGCAGUAGAUAAAGAUGAAGAUGCCAGUUGAUCCACCACAGAGAAACGACCUGUGAAAAGUUUAAAGCAUAUUUGUCAUAGAUUAGUGUACAAAGUUGCAAACUUGGUUUUCAAAUAUGAAAAGUAAUGUGAAGGUUUGAGUGAAAACGUUAUCUGUCUACUUGUAUUU
This is a messenger RNA of Oldenlandia corymbosa var. corymbosa, 3278 nucleotides long. The record is from the annotation of a GenBank genome assembly. NCBI's taxonomy places the organism in Eukaryota, Viridiplantae, Streptophyta, Magnoliopsida, Gentianales, Rubiaceae.